Messenger RNA from Chara braunii, 979 nucleotides. The record is from the annotation of a GenBank genome assembly. Lineage: Eukaryota; Viridiplantae; Streptophyta; Charophyceae; Charales; Characeae.
AGUUGCAGGGUAAGUACGGAGGAGGCGGCGGUAUAGUGUCACUUAGCAGGGACCUUGAAGACUCCCUAAGCGCGGUGGGGAGAAUGGCGAGGCAGCUUCUUGAACAGCAGAAGGAAGCCGAAGAGGCCAAACGUGAGGCCGAGUUGAAGAUGAAGAAGGAUGAAGAAGAAAAAGCCGCGAAGGAAGAGGCAACAAAACUCGCUAUGGAUAAGAAGCUGGCGAAGGAAGCGAAAGAAAAGAGACGAAGGUGGGAGACUAAGAAGCUACUGGCAGAACAAGCCGAGGAAUUCGAGAUGAAGUUGGAGAAGAUCAUAGGGAUUAAUCGGAAGUUAAAAGGUUUGACGAUCGGAGCAAAAAAGAAGGGGAAGGCGAGUGCAACCCCGUCGGGGGGGUCGGAAGAAGGUGAUGUUGAUGAAGAGGAGGAGGAGGAAGCUACGCCGCUUAAAGACGAGAGGAAGAGACGAGACUCCACCGGGGCUGUCGAAAACAGCCCUCCCGUGGAAACGCCAAAGAAGCAGGGGAAGAAGGAAAGGGAGGAGACACCAGCAAGCCAAAAGCGAAAGACAAGAGGACGACCAACUAAAGCGGAAUCUCAGGCAGCACACGUAGCUAAGGGAGAAGAUCCUUGGGAAGGUGUGCUGAUGGGUGAAAAAUACGCGAUUGAGGCGGCGUAUAGGAAGGCGGUGAGAAAGACCAUAUCAUCGUUUUACCCAGAAACUCUGCAGGCGAUGUGCAAAGGAGCAGGUCUGCCUUUCUACGACGUCAACGAUGCGGUCGACACUCUGUCUAAGCUGCGAGUUGCGUACUGCUACAGAGGGAAGAAACCCUCUAGCUCAACCUCCAGCAAGCCGGGCGAAGAAGACCAGAUAAGGGGAGAAGUCCAAGAACCUCAAGGGGAGGACGUCGACGAGUAACUCCAACGGAUGGGACUUUCUGCUAAGAUUUUUGGAAGUACGUAAGUGGUGUAAGCUGAACCAAA